Oncorhynchus keta (chum salmon) is the source of this 5117-nucleotide messenger RNA. RefSeq lists its product as uncharacterized. The record is from RefSeq and is a predicted model, not a curated record. Gene Ontology annotation, molecular function: histone H3K36 demethylase activity; histone H3K9 demethylase activity. The transcript has 18 exons. Gene Ontology annotation, cellular component: nucleus. NCBI's taxonomy places the organism in Eukaryota, Metazoa, Chordata, Actinopteri, Salmoniformes, Salmonidae. Bases 1 to 5010 code for a protein of 1669 amino acids. Gene Ontology annotation, biological process: chromatin remodeling.
AUGGGGCUUCUGAUGGGGGAGGAGGUAUGCCAUCCCCCUGAGCAUGGGAAGAGACUGGAGAGACUGGCUACAGGUUUCUUCCCCAACGGGUUUAAAGGGUGUGAGGCUUUUCUCCGUCACAAGAUGACCCUGAUCUCCCCUUCUAUCCUGAAGAAGUACAGCAUUCCCUUCGACAAGAUCACCCAGGAGGCAGGAGAGUUUAUGAUCACCUUUCCGUAUGGUUACCACGCUGGCUUCAACCACGGCUUCAACUGUGCCGAGUCGACCAACUUCGCUAGUGUCCGAUGGAUCGACUACGGCAAGGUGGCCACUCAGUGUACAUGCAGUAAAGACAUGGUGAAGAUCAGCAUGGAUCCCUUUGUGAAGUGGUUCCAGCCGGACCGCUAUGCUGUGUGGAAGCUGGGGAAAGACUCCUGUCCUCUGGACCACACCCGAGCCACGCCCGCCACCACCCCAGAACUGCAGAACUGGCUUCAGCGCAGCCGGGUCAAGACCCCUGUGAACAGCAGCCUCUCACACCCACGGACCAGAUCCAAGCGCCUGAGGACCAGCGAGGAGCCUGUAGCCUUGGAAGGGUGCUCUGUCCUGGGUAGGAGGAGGGGCCUCGGAGGCACCCUGGGUCCCAAGGUCCGGAGAGGCUGCAGGGCUGGGGAGGAUGAGGACGAUGAGGAGGAAGGAGAGGGUCAGACUGAGAAUACACUCCGGCUCCCUGGUCCUUGUCGGCAGAUGUGUGUGGUGAAAGUCAACCGAAUGGAAGUGGAGAGUGACCGGUUGGCCUUCCCCUGUCCUCCUGAACCUCUGCGCCCCUCGUCUUUCCCCUCUCCCUCUCCCUCACCCUCUUCCGACUUCUCUUCUCGCCCCUCUCCCUCUCUGACCCCUGUCUCAGUGGACACCACAGAACAAGGGACAGGGGCGGGAACUCACCCUUCACCCCAUCUGCAUCCCACUAACCCCCCACAGAACCCCUCAGGGUCUGAGUUCGCAGAGGUCAUUAAAGGACCCCGUCAGAGGUCCGAGGCUGCCCCUACACCUGCCCGAUCAGAAAGAGGAGAAAUCCCCAGAGGACCGUUUAAGUCAGUAUGUAUAGAAUUGACUCCACUGGGACAGGUUCCCGAGUACUGCUCUGUGGAUGUCCACCCCUCUCCAGACCCCUUACGGACCAGGUUACCUUCCCCCAGAACGGUGCACCCGACUGGGGCUCAGGGGUGUACGGACUCGGCCUGUGGCCCUGGAGCUUUUCGAUCAAGUUCUUCUUCCGUAGAGAAGUCGUCUUUAAACCUAACCUCAACCCUACUCCCCGGCACUGAGUAUAAAAUGGAUACGUGUCAAGGUACUGCGGUUAAUACUACUACUACUACUACCACUACUACUACUACUACACACAGCAGUCACACCUCUGAAAGCAAAACACCAGCACUUUACAAUGACAUUUACACGAUUACUGACUCUGGGUCCAGAGGACAUGUUAUUUCCAACUCUAGUUCCGGUCCCGUUGAAAACCGUUCCUCUCUCCCUAUGUGUACGACACACAACCGUGUCCCCAUACAAAACCCUUCCCUUCUUCCGAGGUGUAGUUUACAAGACUGUUGCCCUCCUCUCCUCCAGAGGAACAACGGGGUGGACAUGCCUUUCCUCACUCCAGAACUGUCUGGAGAGACGAGGUUCUGCCCGCCCCUGCCGCCCGUUCUCACCCAGGAGAUGCCCUCCCUCACACUCGCCGUCAGCGGAGGUCACGCCGAGAUCAAAGGUCCGAGGUCGUCGUCGUUGUCCUCCUCCUCGACUGGCCGACACGGUGGUGCUCCAACCUUACCGUAUUUGCCGGGCAGUCACCCGGUCCUCGCCCCCGUGCUCCGACGCGAGACACCCACGACCCUCUCGCCAGGAACGGAGACGUUAACGGACGAGGAGUUGGCGUCAAAGAAGUCGGAGGAAGAGGAUUUUCCACCGUUAGCGCCUUACAGAGACUGGCGCUUGGGUUCUGCUGAAGACCACCAUAGACCAGAGCUGGAUUUACAGUUAGCGGUUUACGUGGCUAAUGCAACUAGCAAUGCUCGGCCCAAAAUGGCCGCCUCUGAUCACAAAAUGGCCCCCUCUCGGCACUCUGGUCCUACUGAAGACCACCACCAUAGGCCAGAGUUGGAGUCACAGGUAGCAGCUGACGCGGCGGCUAGUGAAACCAGCGACGCUCAACCCGAAAUGGACGCCUCUCUGCACAAAAUGGCCACCGACGCUUCCCAUCAAGAAGCACUACCAAUCCAAACAUUGUCUGAGACAGUGCUGACCACCGACAACCACUGUAGUCGAACCUCCGCGGAGACUCAUGCUAGCAAUAAUAACCACAUGCUCUGUGACGUUACACUACUGCCAACGCAGCAAAUCCAGAAACACGGGUCCUCGACGGCAACCGUAUCCAUGGACUCCGACUCAGAAGGAUCCUCUCAAAGAGACGAUGUAUUCAGAGACUCCAGUACUAAGGGUUUAUAUCUAGCUAGCACCAGUUUGACUUCUAAAGAUAAGUUGGCCCACUCUUCUGAGCUGAGUGAAUUGAAUGACCAUUCAGCAACAGUGCAACACCAACACAACCAUGACCAAACUCCACACUCAAACAUGGAUGUCGUUUGUAGUUCCCAAAACGUGGAUUCCAUUUGUAGUCCCCAAAACGUGGAUUCCAUUUGUAGUUCCCAAAACGUGGAUUCCAUUUGUAGUUCCCAAAACGUGGAUUCCAUUUGUAGUUCCCAAAACGUGGAUUCCAUUUGUAGUUCCCAAAACGUGGAUUCCAUUUGUAUUUCUCGAAACGUGGACUCUGUUUGUAGUUCCCAAAGCCUCUACCUGGAGCCCAAACCUUUCUCAGAUGGCAUCUGGAAGAACCUCAACUCCCAGAGUCCUGCGGUGCUCAUCGAGAGCCUCCACCACCCGGAGCUCCCCGCCGACUAUACCCACGAUGCACUACCUUACACCAUGUGGACCGAGCCGCAGUGCAAAGAGGUCACGGACCUCGAUCACGAAACUGAGACGGACGACCAGGACCCAGAGGGACAUGGGGACGGGCCUCUCACCUGGGCCCAGCUGGAGUCCACCUCUCUGGGGUCGGCCGGUGUCGGGGAGCCCCUGGGCCUCUGUGGAGACUUUGAGCUCCAUAGAGGGGAGGUGGAGGCAGCGGAAGCCCUGGCUCUGUGCAGGGAACUGGGGGUGGAGAGGGAGGCCGAGGGGGCUCUAGAACCUGACCCUCCCGAAUCGCCCUUGGAGGAGAGACCGGGGGAAGGGGAGGUGUCAGAUAUGGAAGAGGGAGAUUCGGAGGAUGAGGGGCAGAGCAGCACGAGGGAGGAGAGUAGUAGUGAGUCAUCCGAAGGAGAGGCUGAAGAAGAGGAAGGGGAGGAAGACUAUGAUAAUGAUUUGAGCGACUUUGCGUGUGGCGACUCGGGGCUGGAACCUGGAGAGUACCCUGCUGCUCCGCUGGUAAAGAGAACCAGUAAGAGCUGGCGUCGCCCUCUGAGGAAGCCCACCGCCCGGGCCGUGCCCUCCACUGUCAAACAACAGGCUGUCAGCGACGACGAACCCCCAGAUGCGUCUUUGAUGGAGGGGGAGGAGCAGGAGGCUGAGCCAUGGGCUAAGCCCCUCCUCUUCCUGUGGCAGAACAGGAAGUGUUACUUCACGGCGGAGAGAGAGUACAACGCUAACGCAGCCAAGAUGUUGCCGCACUGCGCUGUCUGCACACUGUUCAUGCCCUACUACCAGCCUGAGGACAGAGCUGACCGCCUCAAGCCCGUCCCCUCCUCCCCUCUCCCCUCCUCCCCUCCCCCGUCUCCCACCACCUCCAGGACUAGAGGAGGACCAGGGGGUCUGAGGAGGAGCAAGCCCCUGCUACCAGAGAUCUGUUUCAGCUACAGGGAGCAGACGUGCCCCCCUACCCCCACCAACGCCCUGCUGCAGGAGGACGGCACCAGCCCGCUGAUCACCUGUCAGGGGUGCUGUCUACAGGUUCACGCUAGUUGCUAUGGCGUUGCCGCUGAUGAUGUCAGCGAGGACUGGUCGUGUGAUCGCUGUGCGGACGGAACCUUGACGGCUGAGUGUUGUCUGUGUAAUCUGAGAGGAGGAGCUCUGAAGAAAACUACAGAUGACAAGUGGGCCCACGUGAUGUGUGCAGUAGCUCUGUCAGAGGUCUGGUUCAGGGAUGAGGUCACGAGGAGUCCCAUUGAUAUCAGCAGGAUACCCAUGCAGAGAUACAAACUGAAGUGUAUCUACUGCCGUAAGCGGUGUGUGAGGCGUGGCCAGGGCGGGGGAGGGGCAUGUAUCCAGUGUUCGUGCGGUCGAUGCCCCACCUCCUUCCACGUUACCUGUGCCCACGCCGCCGGGGUCACCAUGGAGCCGGACGAGUGGCCUUACGUGGUGUCAAUCACCUGCCACAGGCACCAAUCACGGAGCUCGUCUGCUGUGAGUACUCAUAGCGGCUCGGCUUCGGUCCCUCCCACCACACAGCGUGCAGCGUUUCAGAAGGACAUCGUCCUGGGUCAGACCGUCAUCUCCAAACACAAGAACCUGCGGUACUACAGUUCAAAGGUCACCCAGGUGACCUCCCAGACCUUCUAUGAGGUCAUGUUUGAUGACGGAUCCUUCAGCAACGACACCUACCCAGAGGACAUAGUGAGCCGGGACUGUGCCUGUCUCGGUCCUCCAGAAGUAGGGGAGGCUGUCCAGGUGAAGUGGCCUGAUGGACUCUUCUAUGGAGCCAAAUACCAGGGAUCCAACACCUCGCAUAUGUACCAGGUGGAGUUUGAGGAUGGUUCCCAGGUGGUAGCUAAGCGAGAGGAUGUCUAUACUCUGGAUGAAGACCUUCCCAAAAAGUCGACGGCCUCCAGCAUGCGUUUCCAGGACGCCUUCUUCACGACCCAGGGAGAGAGGAAGAGACAGAGAACGCCCAACUCCCGUUUCCAGAAAGACUAUGUGGCCCUCCCAGGCCUCCUUACCGCCAGCCAGAGCACAUGGGAACCCCGCAGCCCUAAAGGGAAAUGAUAGAGGGGGGGAGAGGUGGCUGGAGUGAUGACAAAUGAAUGCACUGAUGUAUGUGGGUGUAGCUGUGGGAUGUGAAGGUGUGUGUGUGUGUGUGUGUGUGUGUUUCG